AUGGCGUGGCUCAAAGACUUUGUUGACAAGGCGACGGAGGAGUAUAAACAGGGAAUGAAGCUGGAACGAGCAAGACAGCGAGAGUUUACAGAGUAUCAACAAGAGCGGGAACAGCAGAAGCAGAGAGGUUUUGGAUAUUCGCAGGGUUCACCUUCGGGGUGGCAGGGUCAGUAUGGGCAAUCAGCGCAAUAUGGACAACCUCAGAGUCCGCAAUAUCCACCCCCGAACUCACCAUAUCAAACAACACCGCAAUCGCAAUAUCAGCCACAACCACCAUAUCAAACCCAAGCACAAUCACAGCAAUUCCAAUCACCAAAUGAAUCAUUCACACCCCCUCUGGAUCGAAGAGCCCAAUACUACGCCGACUUAGCAAAAUUCCAAGCCCAAGCAGAACAAGCGAAGGCGGAUGCAGCAAAAGAACAAGCUCGUCUCCAAGCGGAAUUUCAAGCACAGCAAGCCCAAGCAAGAGCACAGGCAGAGCAACUACAAGCACAAUGGCUCGAAACAGAACGUCUAGCAGCGCACUACAAAGCCGAAUACGAGGCACAAAUGAGAAAAGCGGAAGAGGAAAUGGCGAGGAUGAAGGUUGAUGAGGAGAGGUUGAGGGCGGAUGAGGCAAAGGGUUUGAGGAUGGGGGAGGAGGAGCUUGUUAGGGAGCAGCAGAGGUUGUUUGAUGAGAUACGAGCACGAGCGCAAGGGCAGAAGGAGGAGGAGAGACCGCCUUUACCGCCGAGAGUCAGUACGGAGGAUAGGCCUGCUUUGCCGAGGAGGCCUGUUAGUACUGCGAGUACAGGAUUGACGUCAAACUAUGAGUCUUCUCGUGAGAGGAGGACGUCGUAUCUUUCGACCGAGAUCCCUCAAGAGACGUUGAAUUACGAGUCUUCCAGGGAGAGGAGGACAUCAUAUCUUUCGGCCGAGAUUCCUGAAGAGCAUGUUCCUCCCCCGCCGCCGGGACCGCCUCCUAUGAACGUUGCUGGUGGAGGCUAUACACAAAGACAGUCAUCCGGGCAAGCUUCUCAACAGCCGGUGCCUCAUCCGACAAGCCCGCCACUGACACCUGUAGAAGAUACAAGGCGAAGACCUUAUCACUAUUCGAGUCCUACCGCUUCUUAUCAGGCACCGCCUCGCCCACCUACUCAGAACUCGCCUAAGCCUCAACAGCAAUCACCACCUCAACGACAACGACAACAGUCAGAGACCUCAUAUUCUUCGUCUGCACCUCAAAGUCCUCCUCAACAGCAAAAGCCACAAUCUGCUCCUCCUCCUCCUCCGCCGCCGCCUGGGCCGCCUCCUAACCUUGGGGGUGGAGGUAAUCGGCCAAGGCAGUCGUCUGGACAGGCUUCUCAACAACAGGCGCCGGUUUCUCCUCCUCUUCCGCAGACGCCUGUAGUGCAGUCACAAGAGGAAAGGCGGCGGCCAUAUCACUAUUCGAGUCCUACGGCUUCGUAUCACGCACCUCCUCGUACGCCUACUCAAAAGUCGCCUCAACCUCGACCUCAACAGCAGUCAUCACCACCUCGGCAACAACCGCAACACCCAGUGACCUCAUAUCCUUCGCCUCCAUCUCAAAGUCAUCCUCAAAAGAAGGUGCCGCCUCCUCCUCCACCUCCGCCUGGACCGCCUCCCGUGCGCGUUGGGAACGGGGGAUGGAGUCAAAGGAAACCAUCUGCUGCGAAUCCUCCUGGGCAAGCUUCUCAGCAGCAGAUGCCACAGUCACCUCCUCCUCCAACAAAUUUACCACAGACGCCUGAAGAUACAAGGCGACGUCCGUAUGCCUUUUCAAGUCCUACAGCUUCUUAUCAGGCACCGCCUCGCACGCCUACUCAAACCUCACCCCAGCAGCAGCAGCAACCACCACCCCCACCUCCACCGCCGCCUGGACCGCCUCCCAACCUUGGACGUGGAGGUUGUAGGCCAAAACAGUCGUCUGGGCAUGCUUUGCAACAGCAGGUGCCUCCUCCGAUGAGUCCGCCCCAGACGCCUGUAUCGCAGGGGCAGGAAGACUCGAGGCGACGCCCAUAUGCCUUUUCAAGUCCCACGUCUCAGUCUCAUGAACGGAAGGGUUCUUACAAUACACCACCGCGUGCGCCUACACACUCCUCACCUCAGCAGCAGCAAACACCACCUCGACAACACCAACAGCCAGAGCCCUCAUACUUCUCACCUCCACCUCAACAACGAUCUCCUCCUUCCACUCAGCCAAAACCCACCCAAGCGAAACCGUCUCGUGCACGAACACCACCACCAGCCCAACAACACCCCUGCGGCGCAAAACCCGGGGCCGAAUGCUCAGGGGCUCUAACAGCCUAUGCUCAACACUGGUUCUACCACCCCGCCGUCCCAGACUUUGUCAUCUGCACCCGCUGCUACAUCGAUCACAUCUACAACACCAAAUUCAGUAACUCCUUCCGCAAAGUUUUCUACGAAGAUGACGAAAAACGGAGAUGUCGGUUCAGUAGUAGACGUGUCAAAGAUACACUCUUCCCUCAGGCCAUCGAGUCUGGCAGUUUGGACGCGCUUGUUGAGUUUAUGCAGAGACGGAUGCAGAUUAAUGACUGUAGGGAACAGAAUGCUGUUGAAGGGGAGUUGUGGUACAGAGCUGCUGAUAUUCCUAAUGGAACUAUAUGCCAGGCUUGUUUUGAAGAUGGGCUUAUUACUUCUUCGUUUGCAAAGUAUUACACUCUGCAAAGAGAUCAAGGCGGCGCUUAUUGCGAUUUGAGCGUAUGGUUUCUUAAGCGGAAGUUCAUGGACUAUGCGAAGGAGAAUAAAUGGGAGGAGUUUUGUCGACAGUUCAACGAGCGCGCCCAAUUACCGGAUUGUCCAAAGUUGAACGUCGUCAAUGCGAAUCGGUAUACGUGGUACAAGUCUGUAUCUGGACCAGAAGGACUGCAAGCUUGUGGAGCGUGUUACCACGAUUACUUUUGCGCUUCUGAAGAUGAGAAUAAGCUACAGCAGGUCCCUGGUGGGAAUUACAACACGAGAUGUGCUCUUGGACAAGUAAAUGUUGUCAUUCCCAUGCAUCAGGCUUUGGAUGAUGAGGAUAGAAGUCUCUUCUGGAAGGCAGUGCGAGAAAUGGACAAGUAUCCAUUCUGCGACAGUCAGGGAACCAAGGGCGGUGUUUGGUACACACCUAUCAACGAUCCUCAAGGCUGGGGUAUUUGCGCUGCGUGCUAUGAAGGCAUCGUCAAACCCGUUGGAGGCUCGAGGUGGUUCAUGAAGGAUACGACUACCACCCAAGAAGGCGUGUAUCUGUGUGGUUUCAAUCUCGGACACCCUCGUGCGAUGAAAGCGCUCGGUGCAUACUCGCAUGCGCGUAAUUGGGGAGAUGGCAGGAUUUUGUUGGACUGGGCUGCGGAAUGGGGUUCUGUUGAGCCUUGUCCGGGGAUCAAGUUUGUCAAGAACAGACGAUGGUGGGGAUGGGGAAUGGUAGCCAUCUGUGAAGACUGCUAUGCUUCUUUCGCGAAGGGUACAGCGCUUGAACCAAGGUUUGCACUUACAGGUCAGAGAGAACCUAACAAGGAACGCAUGUGCGAUUUGUUCUCACCUCGUAUGAGGGGUUUAUACAAUGAAGCUUGCCAGACGGGUAACCUCGAGGGAUUCCUAUCAUUCGCAGAGCAACGACAUAUGAUCUACACCCAGACGAUCAUGCAAUGCGAACAAAUCCUCAAUGAACAGAAAAUGGCAGCUAUGCAAGCGCAGAUGCUAGGUGUACAAGGAACUGUGUACAAGAGCAUGGGAUGGUCGCAGGAUGCAACGAUGGGUCAUAGCUACACAGUCGGAAACCCAUAUGCUGGUUAUGGCCAUGAGAAUGAGUUUGUUCUUCAAGGGUACACGUAUGAUAGACAGGCUAGGGAGAAGGCAGCGGAGGUCAUGAGUGGAGGACCUAUGAUGAGGGUUCAGUUACUUGAAGCGAGAUGGAAAGAGGUUGAGUAA
Messenger RNA from Fusarium coffeatum, 3933 nucleotides. RefSeq lists its product as uncharacterized. The record is from RefSeq and is a predicted model, not a curated record. Lineage: Eukaryota; Fungi; Ascomycota; Sordariomycetes; Hypocreales; Nectriaceae. Bases 1 to 3933 code for a protein of 1310 amino acids. The transcript has a single exon.